CUCAUCUCCUCCAGUCUAUUGUAUUUUUUUUUUUUUUUUCGUUUCUUUCUAUAGACCGAUAUAUCGAUGCAUCCUCUUUUAUUAUUUUCCAUUGUUGCAGGUGGUACGGUGUUUGCCAUUCUUGGAGCUUUGGAAGCAAGACAUCUUUAUGAAACUUACCGUGAACGCCAAGAAUAUGAACGUUUCUGUCAACAUUACGCUAAAAUGAAUGAAUCCAAGGAAUUCGAACCUGAUAGUGAUGAUGAAGAGGAAAAAGCAAACACUUCAGCAAGACAGAGAACUGAUCAUCUUGUUCGUCAUCGUCACCCCUUACCAUCUCAGUCUCCAAAUUCAGUUUCUGAUCAGGCAUGGGUAGAUCGUACCGAAAUUGAAUUGAAUGAAUUGGAACGGAAACUUUCAGAUAGAAAACGACAUUUGGAAUUGGAGCAAGCAUUAUUGGAUCAGGCUGAAAUGGAUCUUGAACAACGACGACGAUCUAUGGAACGACGCGAUCAUCAUCAUCGUGUUUUGUCUGAACGUCAAUCUUCUCCAUUUGAUGAUAAUGAUAAUAAGCAUACGGAUUCCCUUGAUUCAUUCCUUACAACUGAUACACCAGAUCCUACCAAGUCAUUCAACGGAUCUUUAUUACGACCUUUAUCUUCUACUCCAAGACAACAUGAUCUAUCCUCUUCGUCCUAUGCUACUUUACCUUUGAUAAAUCGUGAUGUGGAAGAUAUGAAGACCGACAACAGAAACGACAAUACUCCUCCCGCAGAACAAGAUGAUCUUUCACCAUUAAACAUUCAAUCACAUGACAAUGCAACACCAGAAGAACCUUGGUGCUAUGAAGGCAGUGAAGAUGAUGAUGAUGAACCUUCGACAUGCCAACGAUCCAUGCGAUUCCCAACACAAGACGGCAACGGCAAUAACAUAGAACCAGAGUCGGAUGAUCAAAGCUCCUGGAACUCCUCCUAUUCGGUACAACGUUCUGCCACCAACGAUGAUGAUGAUACAUCCUAUGAUGAUAUGUCAAGUUUCAACACUCUCCGCUCACCUUCAUCACCUUCAUCAGAUGGUCAUUCUUUUGAUUUGCUUACGAACUCGGAUGUUGAAAAUGGGCAUUGAGAUAGGGGGAUACCUCAUUUGUGCUUAGGAUAGUUUUUUUUUUUUUUUAUUUUAUUUUUGUGGAUGAC
Molecule: messenger RNA, 1172 nt
Organism: Halteromyces radiatus
Lineage: Eukaryota; Fungi; Mucoromycota; Mucoromycetes; Mucorales; Cunninghamellaceae
Exons: 2
Coding region: 67-1104 (345 amino acids)
Source: RefSeq, a predicted model, not a curated record